AUGCUCACAGCCGUCUGUGGUUCUCUUGGCAACCAGUGCUCAGAGACACCUUGUUCUUCUCCAAGCCACUUGGAGCUGCAGCCUCUGCAGACAUAUCAACCUCAUACCAGCCCAGAAAGUGGGGGAGAUUUUCCAUCUCCUCUGCAACCUACAGAACUCCAGCACUUGCCUUUGGCUGCACCUGAAACGGAAUACUCAGGUAACAGUGGUUACGAGCUGCAUGGAUCUUCAAGGGUAGAUCUGGACAGCGAAAGCCAGCUGCCACCCGGGUCAUACGCUAAGCUUUUACAAGCAUCACCGGAUAUGUCUCAGCAUUAUGAACCUUGGUUUAGACCUACACAUUCAGGCAAUGCCACCGAUGACAAUAAUGUCAAUCCAUGGUGGGAUCUCCAUGCUGGAUCUAGCUGGAUGGAUCUUCAAAGUGGUCUCCAACCACCAGGCCACACAAGUGGGCUUCAGCCAGCCUUGGGUGGCUAUGGUUCUGCAGAACAUCAACUCUGUGGUCCACCUCAUCACCUGCUGCCUUCAGCACCACACCUUAUGAACCAAGAAGUUAUUAAAUCCCUGGAUUCUACUCAAGAGCCUCACCCAUUGGAGCAAGCUGGGGAUAGUAGCGGAAGACCAAAAAGCUCACGACGUUCAGUGACCCGGAGCUCUGGCCAAGCUGCUUGUCGAUGUCCUAACUGUCAAGAAGCUGAAAGGGUGGGCCAGUGCCCUGAUAAUUCCAAAAAGAAGCAUCUGCACAACUGUCAUAUUCCUGGUUGUGGCAAGGCAUAUGCGAAGACAUCCCAUUUGAAGGCUCACUUGAGAUGGCACAGUGGUGACCGUCCCUUUGUCUGCAAUUGGUUGUUCUGUGGAAAGCGCUUCACCCGCUCCGAUGAAUUGCAAAGGCACCUUCAGACGCAUACAGGAUCCAAAAAAUUCACCUGCCCUGUUUGCAAUCGAGUCUUCAUGAGAAGUGACCAUCUAAGCAAGCAUAUGAAGACACACGAUGGUGCCAAGGAAGAAGCUGAAGGAGAGGCUAAAACUGGACAAGAUCCUCCUGCUAAAAUCAAACGGGAAUCUGAGGGAAGCACUUCAAGUGCUACUCCUCAGUCCAAUUGA
Molecule: messenger RNA, 1104 nt
Organism: Thamnophis elegans (Western terrestrial garter snake)
Lineage: Eukaryota; Metazoa; Chordata; Lepidosauria; Squamata; Natricidae
Gene: SP6
Product: Sp6 transcription factor
Exons: 1
Coding region: 1-1104 (367 amino acids)
Biological process (GO): regulation of transcription by RNA polymerase II
Molecular function (GO): DNA-binding transcription factor activity, RNA polymerase II-specific; RNA polymerase II cis-regulatory region sequence-specific DNA binding
Source: RefSeq, a predicted model, not a curated record